Molecule: messenger RNA, 2748 nt
Organism: Neolamprologus brichardi
Lineage: Eukaryota; Metazoa; Chordata; Actinopteri; Cichliformes; Cichlidae
Source: RefSeq, a predicted model, not a curated record
CUCGGACUCUCCUCCGUGCAGGAGCUGGUCACAGAGCUGCACAUGCAGUCCAUCUUCACUGACGUGGGGAAGCUGAGCCUGCAGGACCCCGCCCACAGCGCCCUCAUCCCCAGCUCGGCGGGAACCACGGCGAGUCCCGGCACGUCGUUCGCCUGGCUCAGUUACCACGGAGAUGCACACUUCGCUCUGGCUUCUCCUGCAGGAGGCAUCACGGUGGUCACCCUGCCGCCGCCCGAUUCUCAGGGCAACGUGUCGGUGCUGGAGUUGAAGAGGAGCUCUGUGAUGCAGCGGCUGUCCGGGUGGAUGCCCACGGCGAUCCGCGGCGAGCACAGCCCGGCCGACCUGGUGCUCAGCCUCGCCGUGCGGGAGCUGGAGGAAGACUCCUUCAUCUUUGCGCUGUGUCAGGACCACCGCCUGCGCAUGUGGUCGCUCAGGGAGCACGGCUGCCUGCUGGAGGCGGACAUGUUGGAGUACAUGCCGGCGUCUAAGGGUGUGAAGCGCCUGCCGGGCCACGGUCACCGCCUGCGCCUGGCGUUCUCCUCCACCACAGGCUUGUGCGUCUGCGUCUACCUCGCCGUGCCUCAGCGGGGGCAGUUCACCGUGCUGCAGCUGGUCGCCACAGACAACAACCGCUACAGCCUCGAGCACAUCUCCACGCUGUUCAGCACGCAGGAGACGCUUGUGGACUUCACGCUGACCUCCUCGGACAUCUGGGCUCUGUGGUUAGACGAAUCCAACGCCACCGUGGUCAAAUACAUCAGCUUCGAGCACAACACGGCGGCUCAGUGGAACCAGGUGUUUGUUCAGCCUCCACCCGAAGAGGAAAUCCACAUCGGCGUGGACCUGGACCCCCGGGAGACGUAUCUCGAGGUUCUCUUCUUCGCCGUGGAUCACCUGUACCUUUCCCACGACCAGUACCUGCUCUCAGAGGAGGAGACGCCAGUCGCAGAAGACCCGGAGGCGGGGCGGGAUGUCCUGCAGCUGGUUCAGUGCCUGCGGCUCAUCAGCGACGCCGUUUCUGCAGAGAUGGCGUACGAGAUGGAGAAAGCUCUGGAGUACCUGCAGGCGCCCGAGAGAGCGGCCGAGCUCGUCCUGGAGAACCUGCUGUGCAACGACAGCGAUAACGUGAUCGUGGACGUCCAGAACAAACUUCAGGAUGUCAGAAACCCGACGGCCGCUAUGAUGGUCCUGCUGAGAGAGAUGGACCUGGAGACGGACUCCGAGGUCAGCGCGGACGGACUCGUGGCGCCCGGUCAGAGCCUGAACGUAAGGAUCGGCCUGUCUCAGCUGUACAGCGGCAGCGCGGCGGUCUCUGUCGUCUCCCAGGCCGUGUGUCACGUGGCCAUGACCAGAGCGCUGUUCUGCAGAGACCUGCUCAUCCUGCAGAAGCUCUACCUGCGCUUUGGAGACAAUGUGUUUCUGGGUGGGGGGGCUCAGCUGCUCCAGCUGCAGCAGGACCUGAUCCCUCGGACCUCGCAGCUCCUGUCCUCCUAUCAUCUCCUCAAACACGUCAGCCAGAGCCUCGCCUCCUCCGUGCCCAUCAGCACCAUAGACGCCAACCUGCAGCACCUCACCGUGUUGGAGCUGUCGGACACGCCCACCAUGACCUCUGGACGAUCAGCUCUGAACCCUCAGACCGUUGUGGAGCUCUUCUAUCAGACGGCGGCUCGCCGACUCAUCGUGUCUCAGCUGUUCUCGAACCAGCAGGGCGGCGCUCUUCCAGAUGUGCACAGCUGUAAUCGUUGUCCACGUGUCGUCCCCCUGCAGGAGUACGUGCGUCUGAUUGGUCCGUGGUGCCAGGUGAACAUCGCCUCUUGUCGUUUCAUGCUGGCUCAGUGUUACCUCGCCAACGGUGAAGGCCAGAAGGCUCUGCGGUGCUUCCAGGAGGCGGCAACGGAGGUGGAGAAGGAGGAGUUUCUGAUGAGGUUAACUGGAGGCGAGGACGAAGACGCCGCAGUCGCCCCUGCCACACCCCGACUGCAGUACUACAACAAGGUGCUGCGUCUGCUGGAGGACGUCGGUCUGCCCGAGCUCGUCAUCCAGCUCGCCACUCUGGCCAUAACGGAGGCCGUCGGCGAUGUCAGCAGUCAGGCGGCGCUGUGGACGCGGAUAUUCAAACAUCACCUGGACCUCGGACACAACAGCGAGGCAUACGACGCUCUGACACAGAACCCCGACGGCAGCAUGCAGCUGGACUGCCUCCGUCAGCUGGUGGUGGUGCUGUGUGAACGCUCGCAGCUGCAGGAUUUGGUCAACUUCCCCUACGUCAACCUGCACGACGAGGUUGUCAGCAUCAUUGAGUCUCGGGCCCGGGGACUCGACCUGCUCACCCACAACUACUAUGAGCUGCUGUACGCCUUUCACAUCGCUCGCCACAACUACCGCAAAGCGGGGACGGUGAUGUUCGAGUUUGGGAUGCGUCUCGGUCGGGAAGUCCGGACCCGCCUCGGCCUUCAGAAGCAGGUGAACUGUUACUUGGCUGCUCUCAACUGUCUGCGCCUCAUCAGGCCGGAGUACGCCUGGAUCGUCCAGCCAGUCUCCGGGGCAACGUACGAGCGUCCAGGUGCGUCUCCGAAGAGAAACUCUGACGGAGAGUUUCCUGCUGAGCCAGUCAAGCGGCAGGUGGAUAUCCUGGAGGUCAGAGACCUGGAGAAGGAGUACAUCCUGUCUCGCAGCCGGCUCACCCUCGCCCAGCACCACCCGCCCUCCGCUGCUAUCGCAGCUGCUUACCCUGACCAUCAAAAAUGA